AUGGCAUCAUCUCCAAAUCCUACUGAUCAGAACUUCAUUGUAGUGGAUUUCCACUACAAUGGUCAGUUUGCACCCAAUCCCUUAGUUUACUUUGAUCCCAACAGAGCAUCAGUGCGAGAUGUUGACUUUAAUGGGUUUGGGUAUGAGCAAUUCAUGGAAUUCCUUCACAAGCUCACCAACUCGAGAAGCAAAGACAUCUAUUUCUGCCUUCCACAAGAGUCUUUAGGUCUUGGAAUUCAUACACUGGUGAACAACGGUGAUUACAAGGAAUUUUUGGAUUUGGCGUAUGCUAAUGACAAGAGAAUGAAUGUAUAUGUGGAUCACCAUAAUGAACCUAUCUUCGACUGGAUUGAGGCUGAGGAAAGUGAAAGUGAAAACGAAGACUUAGAUGAAGAUGGGAUUCAGUUAUUCAAGAUUCAUAUUCUGUUGAUCAUGAAGAAGAUGAUGCUACCUAUCCAUUUCCAGCAAACAAAACUGCACGUGAUAGAUUUUUAA
Lactuca saligna is the source of this 495-nucleotide messenger RNA. The record is from the annotation of a GenBank genome assembly. Lineage: Eukaryota; Viridiplantae; Streptophyta; Magnoliopsida; Asterales; Asteraceae.